Mizuhopecten yessoensis (Yesso scallop) is the source of this 3651-nucleotide messenger RNA. Its product is annotated as polycystic kidney disease protein 1-like 2. Gene Ontology annotation, cellular component: membrane. The record is from RefSeq and is a predicted model, not a curated record. Lineage: Eukaryota; Metazoa; Mollusca; Bivalvia; Pectinida; Pectinidae. The coding region runs from base 28 to 3081 and encodes 1017 amino acids. Gene Ontology annotation, molecular function: calcium ion binding; calcium channel activity; protein binding. The transcript has 8 exons. Gene Ontology annotation, biological process: detection of mechanical stimulus.
AUUUCCCCUCCGAAAAACCUGAAGACAAUGACUUGCUCCUGCUACCACUUGACCUCUUUCGCUGCAGGCUUUAUUGUAGUGCCUAACCUGGUUGACCCUAUUGCUGAUGCAACUCUCUUCUUGACCUUCUUUGACAAUCCAGUCAUUGUGAUUACAGUACUGAUUGUGUGGUGUCUCUACCUAAUCAUGCUGGUAUGGGCGCGACGCAAAGACAAGGUCGAAAGCAUGAAGGGAGGUGUCAAUGUGCUGGAGGACAACUGUGCUGAGGACAAAUAUGUGUAUGUGGUUGGAUUUGUGACAGGCUGGUGGAGAAGGGCAGGAACAACCUCCAAUGUUUUUAUGUGUCUCCAUGGCAGCAAAGGUUUCAGCUCUAAACACCUGUUGUCUGAUGGUAUUGUCCAGCACUUUCAAACUGGGGCCGAGGAUUGGUUUGUGCUGACCACACCACUCAGCCUUGGAGAAUUACAGAGUAUCGUGGUAUGGCACGACAACUCUGGUGAAAAUCCUGCAUGGUUUCUGAAACAGAUUGUGGUUAGAGAUAUCCAAACAGAUAAGAUAUGGCAUUUCUUGUACAAUGACUGGCUGGCUGUCGACCGAGGGGUUGGACGGAUCAAGGUAGAAAUUCAUGCAUUGACCCCGGAGGACCUUGUACAAAACUCGCUCUAUCAGUUUGGUAUCCAGUCUAGUAAAGACCUACAGAACAACCACCUUUGGAUUAGUAUCAUCUCAUGUCCAGCCUACAGCCCCUUUACCCGUGUACAACGCCUGUCCUGUGCUCUGUCCCUUCUCCUGAUGACCAUGUUGACCAGUCUCAUGUUCCAUGGGAUAUCAACAGACGAUCCAGCUGACCAGUUGAGUUCUGGCGGCAUCACACUGUCUCUGUCCGACAUCAUCAUUGGAAUAGAGAGUGGUCUCAUCAUGUUCCCCAUUAACAUUAUCAUCAUGCAGUUGUUCACUAAACUAGAACCUAGACCUUCGGCUCUAGCCAGAAGGAAAAGUUCUCUGGCUGACUGUCCCGAGGAAGAGGACAAGUCCGUUGGACUUCAUACCAGUGAGAGCAAAGGCAAAUCCAAAAUGGGGGGAAAGGUAUUGAAAGGGACCAGCAAAACCGAGCAGAAAAAGCCCUUCCGGUUUCCCUGGUGGGUGGUAUAUAUUGCGUGGACAUUGGUUCUGUCUGCCGCCUUGAUUUCUUCCUACUUUGUCAUGUUGUAUGGUCUGAUGUACGGCUACCAGAAGUCCAUUGAAUGGCUUGUGUCAUUCUUUACCGCAUUCUUACAGAGUGCUUUGGUCACCCAGCCUCUCAAAGUGUUCAUGUUUGCAGUGCUCAUCGCCUUCAUAUUUAAGAAACCCGUUGAAUUCGAAGUUCUCACCCAGAGGGACAACAUGAAGCUUAACCAUGAUGAGGAUUAUUGCCAAACAGAACUGUUGAAGAGGCAGGGGAUAACGCUGUCCUCCGUAGAACCAGUGAAACAGGCAGUGCGCGUGGCCAUGCCUAGAAAGACAUUACAAGCCAUCAGGGAGAGGCUCCGACUGGAGAAGCACAUCCCUACCAUCCUUAGGGAGAUGAUCAUGUAUUUUACCUUUGUGGCUAUCGUGCUGUUCAUUGUGCAUGGCCAUCAGGAUGUGACCACCAACUACGGUGCCACUAAGACUACAGAAGACAUGUUUGUGCAUGGAGCCUACACACAAGUCACCCUUUCAGAGGUAGAGAAGGUUGAGGAUAUGUGGAAAUACCUACAAGAUACAGCUGUACCUGUGCUAUACAGCAACAACACGGGAAUGAUGGCUAAUGGUGUUGGCUACUUGAUAGGAACUGCAAGACUACGACAAAAACGCAUAGAAAAGGGUAUAACAUGUUACAGAGUUGACACCCGCUUGCAUGCUUCGCUCUUUCCUGACCAGGAUUGUGAAGUGCCAUUUUCAACUGGUGAUGAAGAAUGGCGCCCAUUUAAUGCAUCUUGGGCUUGGCCUCUCCCUGAAGCAGCUAAAUUUCCAACCAAAGACAGUGCUUGGAAAUAUCGUUCAUCAUUGGAACUAAAAACGCUUCCUUUUGUCGGAAGGUUCGCUUCCUAUUCUGGGGGAGGUUAUGUCACGGAGCUGCCAGCAGGCAGUGACGCUGCACACACUGCACUCAAUGACCUCAGGUCCCAGCACUGGGUUGACCAGUACACUCGAGCAAUUUUCUUGGAGUUCACUUCCUACAACCCCAAUGUUGAUCUGUUCACAGUGGCCGUUAUCAUAUUUGAACUAUCAAACAUAGGGAAUAUCAUGCCUUAUUAUCAAUUUUUCUCCUCCAAGCUGAAUCACUAUGACUCUGACCUCGGAAUUUUUGUUGCUGUAUGCGAGUCACUUUUUCUGGUGUACCUGAUAGGUUUCACUUAUUUCGAAGUGAAGAAGUUCACUAAAUUGCGGAAAACUGAGUACUUCUCCAACACAUGGAAUUAUAUGGAAAUUAUGAUCAUUGUGCUUGGUUAUUGUACCAUUGGGUUAUUUUUUCAGAGACUUGUUUUAGUGGACAGCGUUCUCUCGGAAUAUAGGAAAAAUGGACCCAACAAAUUCACUAGUUUCUACACCGCCGUGUUUUGGGACUUUGUUUUGACAUAUAUCAUGGCCGUUUUAGUCAUGUUAGUAAUUCUGAAAGUUUUCAAAUUAUUCCGCUUCAACACUAAGACCACCAUCCUUAUGCAAACGUUGGGGAAUGCGAAAGGGGGUCUGUUGAAUUUUGCAUUUUUGUUUUUCAUUUGCUUCAUGGCAUUCGCUCUCUUUGGACACCUAGUAUUCGGUUAUUGGAUUGUUGACUAUAAAGAUGUGGGAAGCAGUAUAAUAACCCUCUGUAACUUUCUACUCGGUGUUUCAGACUACUACAAACUCGAACAGGCACACUCUGUACUUGGACCCACCUUUUUUGUCAUGUUUGUUUUCUUCAUCCAGUACAUUCUGUUGUCUGUGUUUGUAGCCAUCAUUCGAGAGGCCCAGAGUCUCUCUCGAAAGACAGGUAAUAAUGAAAUUGCCCUCACAAAGUUUGUCUGUGAGCGGUUCCUGCUUAUGAUAGGAUUCCUUCAGCGAUCGGAUUACAAGUGAUGUUGACUAUUUUAAUUUAUUCAAUUCAAAUGGUGUACAUUUGAACAAUUAUGUUUAGUGUUUGCUAUAAAUUUCAAUUGUUUUUGUUCCUGUUUUCUUUGUUAAUAAAACUUAGACUAGAAAUUAGAAUUGUAUAGCGUUUGUAUGUUUAAACCAAGAAAAAGUAAACAGAUAAAUGAGAAAAGAUUGACCAAUUAUCAUAUAAUGAUCAAGUGUGAGAAUGUACCAAAGUCCGGACCAAGGUUACUAAUACUGUCUAUGGAAAGGGUAUAGUAGAGUUCCCACAAUGGGGUCCCGUGACCACUUUUCCCGUACCAAGGUUUGAAAGUUUAUUUUAGUCAGUUUGAGGGUGCUGAUUAAAAUGAGCUGGGGUGAACCUCGUGAAAAUGUGGGCUAACUCGGCCAGACGCGAAAAUUCAAAAUGGCCGCCACCGGUCGUCUGGAAUAUCAAAAAAAUACAUAUCUUUGCUUCUAGAUGUCCGUUUUAUAUGAUUUUGGGGUCUAAAUAUAUGUAUGAACGGUCAGGGAUUUUAUUUAUUAGUAUGUGACCUUGAUUAAAGUAAGUGUUAG